Messenger RNA from Trachymyrmex septentrionalis, 6204 nucleotides. RefSeq names its product probable helicase senataxin (gene Setx). The transcript is spliced from 8 exons. Gene Ontology annotation, cellular component: nuclear body. Gene Ontology annotation, molecular function: protein binding; transcription termination site sequence-specific DNA binding; helicase activity. Bases 307 to 6183 code for a protein of 1958 amino acids. Gene Ontology annotation, biological process: termination of RNA polymerase II transcription. Lineage: Eukaryota; Metazoa; Arthropoda; Insecta; Hymenoptera; Formicidae. The record is from RefSeq and is a predicted model, not a curated record.
GCGUUGUGUGUAAACAAAGACGACAUUAUCAGAAAUUGUAAUAUAUUUUCAUUGAAUUUUGUGUUGUAACUUGUACGUAUUGUGAAAUCAAGAAUCUCUUCUCACUCCUUGUCGAGUUGCUGAGAAGAGAAUAGAAGAGAGCGAGAAAAUAAGCGUGAAAUGUGCCCAACUUCUGCGCAUUCGCUCUCACAAGGUUAAGUUUAGCGGUUACCGCGGGCUUGUGAAUGCCGCAUGUAACAGAAAAGAAGGGGGGGGAAACGAGACAGCUAUCUUUGUAUUCGAAUCUUUCGCCAAUUCCUCGCAGACAUGGAUUUUGCGUUGGAACGUUUGAACGAGAAACAUAAUACACGUAUAAUUCUCAAGGAGCGUAAUCGUUCUUACACCUGUGGUAGAGGCAAGGACAAUGAUAUUCUUUGUCUUAGUUUACUUGUAUCUCGUAGACAUUGUAUUUUUUUUCGAGACACUGAAAGUUUGUAUGUCACAGACUUACGAAGUUCAAAUGGCAUUUUUAUUAAUGGCGAUGAAAAAAAGUGUCAGCAUACAGUCAAACUAUAUGAGAACGAUAUCAUUGGAAUUGGUUGCCCUGAAAUUGAUUCAAGUAAAGAGACAUUGUAUGUUUAUAAAGUUUGCAUCAUUAAGUCACCUGAACUUGAUGAAGAAGAAGAAGAAACUACUGCUUUAUCAAGGACAAUUUUAAAUAACGAUACAUCACAAGAAAUCAUAUCUCAUGUAAAUCAUGAUUUUAGAAAAAGGCAUGGAUCUAAUUUAAGUUGCGAUAUGAUAAUACCUAAUAAAAAACCAAGUGUUACAUAUAAUACUAAUAAACAUGAUUCUAGUUCUUCAAAAAGAAUUGAUUCUAAUUUAUCUCGCAAUAAUCAGACUCUUAACAGCAAUACUAGUGAUAAUUUAAAAAUCAGACAUGAUACUGAUAUAAAUGCAGAAGAUGAUAUUGAAGUAAUUCAUGCAUCAUUAGUAGAAGAUGUAAGGAAGAAGAACACUACGACACAUAAUCUGACAUCUGCAAAAUGUUUAAGUGACAAUAAAUCGGAUUUUGAUGACAAAAUAGAUGUUUCUAGUGUUGAGAAUAACAGUGAAGACGAUGUUAAUGAUAGAGAAAAUUCAAAUAUUGUACAUAAAGUUGAUCAAAUUAUUAGAUGUGAAAGUGAACUACAAAUAACAGACGAUGAAGGAGCAAACAUAGUUGAACACGAUAUAACUUGCAAAUCAGCGAUUAAAUUGAAAAAAACAAAACAUGAGCCAAAAACGCGAUUUUCCGAGAUCGAUGUUGUCAAUUUAAGUGACAAUGAGGAGGGAGUAUUUCCAUAUUCCCAGUUAUUUGAUAUCAAAUAUGACGAUAAUACAGAGAAUAAGAGAGAGAUAAAACAGGAAUGCAUCAACGAUGAUGAAUCAAACACCGAGAAAAUUGGUCUGCUAAAUAUCGACGACGAGGUCAUUAUUUUAACAGACAGCGAAGAUGAAGAUAAUCCAUGGUUGGAACGAUUAUCCAGAAGUCAAUUACUCAAUGAAGAUAUAAAACCUGUUUUGUGUGAUUCGAUCGUAAAAGAUGAAAUCGAUUUGGGUAUUUGGGAUGAUGAAAUUUUGAAUAUCGAAUUGUCUGAGGUAAUCAAACAAUCCGAGAUACCAUGUACUUCCGAGGUUCCUUGUAAAGAAAUGUCUUGUGAACCACGUACAAGCGUUGAUGUUGGAAUUAAAAACAAAGAAGAUGAUUAUAAUACUAAUUUAUUGACUCCAAGAGUGGAUGCGAUGGAUAUAGACGAAGCAGGCAUUUCUAAUCAUUCUGGUACGAGAGAUAUUAAUAAACAAAUUAAUGAUAUCAAUAUUAAUGUCAAAAAGAAACAGAAAACACAUGCGAAACAAAAUCUAGAAUUAAAUAAACAAAUAAUAGAAGGUGUGAAAGAAAAAUUAAUUGCACCGACAACAGAAGUUUGUACGAUAGAUGUAGACGAGACAGGCAUUUCUAACAAACACAAUACGAGAGAUAUUGAUGCAAACAAACGGAUUAUUGAUGUAAAUAUUAACAUCAAAAAGAAACAGAAAACUCGUGCAAAACAAGAUGUAAAACUAAAUAAACAAACAAUAGAAGGUGUAAAAGAAAAAUUAAUUGCACCGACAACAGAAGUAGAUUUGAUGGAUGUAGAUGAGGCAGGCACUUCUAACAAUUAUAGUAUGAGAGAUAUUGAUGGAAACAAACGGAUUAUUGAUGCAAAUAUUAAUGUCAAAAAGAAACAGAAAACGCAUGCGAAACAAAAAUUAAUUGCAUCACUCACAGAAAUAGAUAUGAUGGAUGUAGACGAGACAGGUGCUUCUAAUGAUUCUAAUACGAGAUGUAUUGAUGUAAACAAACAGAUUAAUGAUAUUAAGAUUAAUAUAAAAAAUAAAACAGAUGCGAAACGAAGUGUAGAGUUAAUAAAACAAACAAUAGAGAGUGCAAAACAAAACUUAAUUGCACCAAUCAUAAAAGUAGAUGUGAUGAAUACAGAUAAGACGAGUACUUCUAACGAUCGUAAUACUAGAGAUAUUAAUAGAAGCAAACAUAUUACUGAUGUCAAAAUUGAUGACAAAAAGAGAACAGAUACGAAACAAAGUAUAGAAUUAGUUAAACAAACAGAAAGUGUAAAACAAAAAUUAAUUACACCGACCACAGAAGUAAAUGAGAUGGACGUAGAUGAAUCAAGCUCUUCUGACGAUUUUGAUCUUUUUCCUAUCGAUAGUAUUGAUAGAAGCAAACAGAUUACUGAUAUCAAUAUUGACAAAAACAAACAGAAAACAAAUGUGAAACAAGAUACACAGUUAGAUAAGCAUACAUUAGAAAGUAUAAAACAAAAAUUAAUUGUAAAGUCCCCAAAAAGACUGAUUCCAAUAGAACCAUUAAGUUUACCUACAAGAAGAAGACAAUCUGAUCAUAGUAAAGACAAAGCAACAAAAGUACAUGAAACUUCACAAUCAAGAGUAACAACAAAAGAAAAGAGCGUGUUGAAAUUAAAAGCAAAACUUAAAGAUAAUCUUAGUAAAGAACAAAAAGAGAAUACGGACCGCAAAGAUAAAUCUAAAUCGAUAACUGACAAUUCCUUGUCAAGUGAAGCAAAAUCUGGGCUAUCAAUUUCUAAGGACGAAAAAAAGAAAAUAAUCGAACAGAGAAAGAUGAAAUUGAAGGAGAUUGCAGCGGAAGAGAAGAAGCUGACGGCCGAAAACGAUCAAAAUACUAAACGUAGGAAUAAACCGAGAGCUAAAGUAUCUUUUAAAACUCGUGGCGAUUUUCUCAUUACUGAACAAGAACCACGAGUAUCUAAAUCGCUUCCAGAUAAACCCGCAGAAUUAUCAACAUCAAGUGAUCAAUCUAAGAAGCCAUCAAGAGAUACAACUAAUGUAUUAAAAGAAUCCACAAUUUCCGACAAGAAGGCAGAGAUUUGUCAAGAAACGGACGUUUCUAAGGAUACAGUAAAUAACGUUGCCGCAUCAUUGCAACAGUCCUUAUAUUUAAAUAAUAUAAACACUGCGUCUGAGAAAAGUACACUAGAUUUCAAAGCGACCGAUGAUAAUAAAAAGAAACACAGCAGUAGCAAGGAUAUUACAAAAAAGAGCAAUAUUAAUACUGAUCCUACUUUUCAAAUGUCAGAAUUGCGGGAUAGAUCGACCGAACGUAGUUCUGUGAUACAAAAAGAAAAUUUUUCACCAAACAGUUUGAAAUCGAAGCUUUUAAAGUCGAGCAUAAAACCGAAGAAAAUUAAAAGAGUGACUUUUUCUGACAGACCCGAAAUACGGGAAUAUGAUAUUGAUCAAGGCAAUUCUUUAAGGAAAUUGGUAGGGAAAGAUGCACCUAUUCCUACGAAUAAAUUAAAAAAAUCUGUAACCUGUACAGAUUGGCGCCCGAAAUUGGAAGAGUUCUUACUUCGCAUUUUUAAGUGGAAUCCUGUGUGGCUCGAAGAACAGCGCUAUCUAAGAUGCGAUCCACCAAUAAUAUCGGAGAAUGAACUUCAGGCUAUGAAACUAUCCUACGAUUCUUAUGAACAGUACUAUGCAGUUGCGAUGCCUCUUCUAUUACUCGAAAUAUGGUGCAUCAUGACCAAAGAUUUCGAAAUGAUUCAGAAGAAUAUGCAACGUACUACCGUAAUGUGUUCCAUAGUUGAGAAUUCUAUUACGCGCACCCCUAUACCAUCGACUGAUUUAUUCUUGACAAAAUUGACUCUUGAAGUACUAGUCAAUAGAGAAGAUUUUAAUAAACAAAAUCAUCCUAUUUACGGAGAUCUGGUAUAUCUUGAGUAUGUCAAGAAUCAACAUGGUAAACAAAUCUUUCACAAGAUAUUCGCAUAUGUCAUCAACAUGCAACAACACAUGGUUAUCCCAGGCUCCACAUAUUAUAAUAGCGAUUUACAGAAUUAUGUAAAAGAUCCAUAUACAAUUAUAAAAUACAGCGUGUGGACACAACCUCUUGAACACAUUAUCGUAAAUAGAGUGCAAAGACUCCGAACAGUCACGUAUUUGCGAUCGAAUAUCAGAAUGGUGCAGGCAUUACAAUAUCUCCCUCAUUCAUCCUUGUCAAAGUUGAUUGUGAAUCCAAAAAUUGAAGACUAUCAAUUACCACCACUAAAUGAACACUUUACAUCUUCUUCACUAGUAACAAAAGAAGAUUUAAAUUCAAAGCAAUUAGAGGCUGUAUUUCGGGUGACGAAUGCUGUAAUAAAGAAAGAAGCCAAAUUAUGCUUUAUUCAAGGGCCACCGGGAACGGGCAAGUCUAAAGUUAUUGUAAAUCUAGUGACUCAAAUAUUAUAUGGUGGAUGUCAAGAUAAGAAAUCUUUGAGAAUCCUGAUUUGUGCACCGUCUAACGCCGCUAUUGAUGAAAUUGUGAUAAGACUUCUACAUAUCAGAUCUAUCCUAAAACAAAAACGUUUUAAUAUGGUACGCAUUGGUCGAUCAGAGUCUAUGCAUCCAAAGACUAAAGACAUUUCUGUACCACAGAUAGCGAAACGCUACCUAAUAAAUGUAAGUAAAGGUAUAAAAACAACAGAUAACAACAUUGAAGAUUUAUCAAUUUUACAAGCGUAUAUUAAUUCGUUUAACGCCAAACUUGGAAGUAUCCAAGACGUACAAGAAGAAAAGAGGUAUUCACUUAAUAGAAAACUAUUUGAAACAACGGUGAAAUAUGAACUUAUGAAAUCUAAUAAAUCGAUAGACGAGGUCAAUUCAAAGGAGCGCGCCAGGUACCAGCGUAUGUCAGAAGACAUAAUUCUUCAGGGUGCCAAUAUAAUUGCCUGUACACUUUCUUCUUGUUACACUAAUCAAAUGGAAUCGCUCUUUGGCGGUCACAAGGAAAGGAUAUCUGUAUGCAUUGUUGAUGAGGCGACGCAGAGCUGCGAAGCAGAGACUUUGAUACCGUUAAUGUUGGGGGUGACUACAUUGGUUCUAGUAGGUGAUCCAAAUCAACUACCAGCAACCAUUCUAAGCCAACGAGCGAAGAAAUUGGGAUUAGACCAAUCAGUAUUUUCUAGGAUACAAAACGUUUUCGCGUCUCAAUCGAACAAUCCAAUUAUAAUGUUGGACAUGCAGUAUCGUAUGGAGUACGCGAUCUCAUAUUGGCCUAAUAGAUACUUCUAUGGUGGUAAAUUGAAAAACGCUACCGAUUAUAGAAUGAAAUUUCCAUUUCAUGCAUACAGAGUUUUGGAUCAUAACUUCACUCAGAACUAUGAUAAAUUUUCCAACACUACUGAAGCAGAAUUUGUGGCCAAUAUAAUUUAUACAAUGUUGAAGUGCGCCAAAUGGGAAUCAACAAGUGCUACUAUUACUCUCGGAGUUCUCACACCGUAUAACAAUCAAAGAACUCUUAUACUGAAUAAAAUAAAUGAAAAGAUAUCGUCUGUAUCGGAUGACAUAAAAAAGAAAAUUAGCUUUGAAGUUAAUACGGUCGACGGUUUUCAAGGUCAAGAGCGAGAUGUUAUAAUAAUGUCCUGUGUGAGAAGCAGCGGUAUUGGAUUUUUAUCAGACAAACAAAGACUCUGUGUAGCACUUACAAGAGCUAAACGUAGUUUAAUACUAUGUGGAAAUUUUCGUACUUUUAUGAAAGAUAAAAUGUGGAAUACAUUGUUAACUGAUGCACGAAAUCGUAGAAUUCUAUGUCGUAUGGAUACUAAUGCGACCAGUAUGAUUAAAAAAUGCAUCAUUAAGUAAAGUAUUUAUUUGUAAAGUUUU